Molecule: messenger RNA, 675 nt
Organism: Lachancea dasiensis
Lineage: Eukaryota; Fungi; Ascomycota; Saccharomycetes; Saccharomycetales; Saccharomycetaceae
Source: the annotation of a GenBank genome assembly
AUGCACGCAGUGUUGGAAGACUACCAGAAAAACUUCCUGGAUCUGGCCGUGGAGAGCCAGGCGCUCAAGUUCGGCAGCUUUACGCUGAAAUCCGGGCGCCAGUCUCCCUACUUCUUCAAUUUGGGUGAGUUCAACACCGGGAAACUGCUGUCGAACUUGGCGACCGCGUACGCGAUCGCCAUCAUCCAGUCGGACCUGAAAUUCGACGUAAUUUUCGGGCCUGCGUACAAGGGCAUCCCCCUGGCGGCGAUCGUGUGCGUGAAGCUUGCGGAGAUCGGAGGGACCAAGUUUCAAAACGUGCAGUAUUCGUUCAACCGUAAAGAGGCGAAGACGCACGGAGAAGGUGGUACUAUUGUAGGGGCUCCUCUACAGGAGCAGCGUGUGCUUAUCAUAGACGACGUGAUGACUGCUGGCACUGCCAUCAACGAGGCGUUUCAGAUCAUCGCCCAGAAUAACGGUAACGUGGUUGGGGCCAUCGUUUCUCUAGACAGACAAGAGGUUCUCAACACCGAGUCCAAGGAAAGACUAAGUGCCACGCAGAUGGUUUCCCAAAAGUACGGGAUCCCGGUCUUGAGCAUCGUUACUUUUGCCAACAUCAUCAACUACCUCGAGUCCAAGAUCAGCCCCGAAGACAAGCGCAAGAUGGAGGAGUAUCUGCAGACCUACGGUGUGUAA